Molecule: messenger RNA, 444 nt
Organism: Neoarthrinium moseri
Lineage: Eukaryota; Fungi; Ascomycota; Sordariomycetes; Amphisphaeriales; Apiosporaceae
Exons: 2
Coding region: 1-444 (147 amino acids)
Source: RefSeq, a predicted model, not a curated record
AUGUUCCGAAACGUAGCCCUUCUCGCCCUUGCUGAGGCUAUUGCUGCCCUGACUUUCGAUGGCACCGGCCAGAUUCGUGCUUUGUCCUCGAGCAGCUCUGCCGACGUCGGCUGUUUGGCCAAUGAUGGCUCUUGGACGACGAGCGACACUGAAUGUGGUACAUUCACGGGAACAAGAGAAGAUGAUUCUACUGAUUUCAUUAUCUCAUCAACAAGCGGCCCAUGUACCCUCGUUGACUAUGCGACCUUUGAGUGUGCUUCGGGUCUUGAGGCCUUGACAUUUUGGGCCUGGACAGGCAUUGUCGAUGAUUACGAUGUGCUGGCGUAUGGCGAAACCGUGACCUUCUCGAGCCCUGUGGAUCCCUCCGAGGAACUGGCUCCAAUCCGCCCAUAUCACACUGAGGACUCGAAGCCGUGGAUACACUUGGGCUGGGCUGCACUUUAG